AGUACUACUGUUUUAAAAAGCACCUGCAUCGUCAUUUGUUUGGAGCUAAGCCAGACUGAUGCCAGAUUACGGAGCUUAAUAAGCCUAGUGCCUACUGCCUAGGUAGCACUAGGCAGCACUCAUGGCGGCCGCCGCGUUCGGGAGAGACGGACGAGUCCGCGUCCGCCUCCGCUCCGGCGCACGUACAGAAGCCUGCAUUGCGUACUCUAUCUAUAUAUACCGGCCGGUUCGCCGGAGAGCUGCAACCAGCCAGCCAAGCCAAGGGGAUCUGAUCGAAGGAGCAGAGGAGGAAGAAGCAAUCAAGCAAAGCAGGCGCAACGCAGCCAACGACGAUGCCGCGCCGCAAGGUCCCCAUGAGGCUGAUCGAGAGCGCGCGGGCGCGCGCCGAGACGCGCGCCAGGAGGGCCAAGGGGCUGCAGAAGAAGGCGUCGGAGCUCGCCACGCUCUGCGCCGUCCCGGUCGCGCUCGUCUGCGCCGGCCCGGGGGCUCUGCCGCUCGUGUGGGAGUCGGAGGAGGGCGUGCUCGAAAGGUACCGCCGCGCCGUCCCGGCGGACACCCGCGCGCGGCACACGCACCGGAGCUUCGUGGAGACGGAGCUGGGCAAGGAGCGGGCCAAGCUCGCCCGGGUGCAGCACGGCUGCCCCGGCGCGCUCGCUGACUGGGACGCCGCGCUCAACGACAUGACGCUGGACGAGGCGCGGGGGCUGCUUGAGACCAUCGACGCGGCGCUGCGGGCCACGGAGGACAGGAUGGAGGCGCUGGGCAUACCUGCCGACGGCGGCCACGCCCCGCUCAAGGGUUCUUCGCACGACGCCCUCAUGCCGCAGCAGCUCGGGCACGGUGGCGGCAGCCCCGUGGACAUGGACGCUGCCGGCUUCCACCAGCUGCAGAUGGUGCCGUUCCAAGCUGGGAAUAACGAGGGCCUGCUCGAGCAAUUCUCAUGGGACGAUCCAUUCCACACGCAGCAAGGGUGCGGCGGCUUCCAAUGCGUCGGCGGCAACGAGAUGCUCUCGCUAGGCCUCGCCAAUGCCGACUACAACUGCUCGGCCGGCGGCGACGAGAUGCUCUCGCUAGGCCUCGCCAAUGCCGACUACAACUGCUCGGCCGGAGGCGACGAGAUGCUCGCGCCGGGAUUCACCAAUGCUGACUACAACUACUCGGCCGGCGGCGACAAGAUGCUCGCGCCGGGCUUCGUCAAUGCUGACUACAACUACUCGGCCGGCGGCGCCGGGAUGCUCGCGCUAGGCCUCGCCAAUGCUGACUACAACUACUCGGGCAGUGGCGACGAGAUGCUCGCGCUAGGCCUCGCCAACGCUGACUACAACUACUCGGGCAGCGGCGACGAGAUGCUCGCGUCUGGCUUCUUCGCCAAUGCUGACUACGACUGGACUGAUCUGACCAUGUGGGCCGCCGACGAGUUGUGCGAUGCAGCCAUGCCACUUGGGUGCUACACUGACUUCGCCGACGGUACUCUGCCGCCCGAUUACUCCGCUCAGGCCGUCACCAGCGGGGACUACGUCAACACACCACCAUCUGGCGGGUACGGGUACCCCAUGGCCAUGGGCGUGGGCGACAACUUCACUGACAGCAACUACACGGCGCACUGGCAGUUCCAGCGCUUGGACACAAGCAGCAUGUUGCUAGGGGAAAUGCAGACGUAGUUUUGGAGCUAGAAUGUCUUAAUUCUCACGCAUCUGAAGUUAGAUUUCCGCAGAUUUAUAGUAUAAUUUAUCUGUAUUACGUCCAUGAUUUUGUAUCGGAAUUUCGAAACAUUAUGCCAUCAA
This is a messenger RNA of Hordeum vulgare subsp. vulgare (domesticated barley), 1784 nucleotides long. RefSeq lists its product as uncharacterized. Gene Ontology annotation, molecular function: DNA-binding transcription factor activity, RNA polymerase II-specific; protein dimerization activity; RNA polymerase II cis-regulatory region sequence-specific DNA binding. Bases 333 to 1661 code for a protein of 442 amino acids. Lineage: Eukaryota; Viridiplantae; Streptophyta; Magnoliopsida; Poales; Poaceae. Gene Ontology annotation, biological process: regulation of transcription by RNA polymerase II. The transcript has a single exon. The record is from RefSeq and is a predicted model, not a curated record.